Dendrobium catenatum is the source of this 1902-nucleotide messenger RNA. Its product is annotated as protein TIC 56, chloroplastic. Bases 119 to 1681 code for a protein of 520 amino acids. The transcript has 5 exons. NCBI's taxonomy places the organism in Eukaryota, Viridiplantae, Streptophyta, Magnoliopsida, Asparagales, Orchidaceae. The record is from RefSeq and is a predicted model, not a curated record.
AUGCAUGAGUUCAUAGAAACUCUAAUAAAAAAAGCAUUUUUUUUUUAAACAAGAAGCAAUUUUUGGUCAUCUAUCUCCAUCCUUCGCACUCUAGGAAGUGCCCGCCGCCCGCCCUUUCAUGGCUUCCAUCAACCUCGGUUGGAUUGGUGACAACUGGUUCCGUCGACCCAAUAAACCCUCUAAACCUCCCAGUUUCGCCUGCAUCAGUGGCAGAAACCUCCCUAUCCAGAAAGCAGAGAAUCAUGAAAACCCUAAUCUUACCUCCUCCUCUACUGAUGGAAUUACCGACGUUGAUACUUCCAAGAAGGACAAGCCUGGUAUGUAUUCACAGAUGCUUGAGCAAUUCCACUGGGAAUGCGAGCACCGCCCGGACUACCGGCACACUCCCGCUGUGGAGCGUAUCCUCGCUGAUGAUCCAUUCUUCGAGAAGCCAGAGAACCUGACGCCAGAGAAGAUACAAGAGAACUUGAAGUGGUGGGAGGAGUUCAAAAAGAACCCUGUGGUCAAGUUCCUUAGGCGGGCGGAGGUAAUAGCUGAUAAGAUCAACGAGAUGGAACUCAAGGAAAACGAGCAUCCUUACCGGUGGGAAGAUCGCAAGCUCUGGAAGGCUUUGCCGCAUGUGCCGGGGCCGGAUGGCCGGCCAAUGCCAAGGAAGGCUAUCAAAACGAAGAGGGAAUCCGAUGACAAGUUCUGGGAUUUUGCAAGACAGUUCUUCUUUGGAUUGUGGGGUUUCAGGCAGAGACCGUAUCCCACUAGCCGGCCAAUCGAUGUUGCUCAGGCGAUUGGGUACAAGAAUCUGGAAAGGCGCUACUAUGACUUCAUCAUGAGAAGUGGUGGCUGGUGGUAUAAGGAUCGCUUGGGACGCACCAGAGGUCCUUUGGAAUUAAUAACUCUUAAAACUGCUUGGGCUGGUGGCAUAAUUGAUACACACACCUUCAUUUGGGGUGAAGACAUGGAUGAAUGGGCACCUAUUGGGAUGGUUUAUGGCUUGGAAAAAGCUAUCGCCACAUGGGAAGUAAGGCUAGGUGCAGCUGCAACGGCUUUCCUUCACAAACUGCAAAAAGGCAUAUCCCCGUGGACUCCUCUUAAAGGUUUUGAAAAGAAGACUUAUAAGCAAUUGCAGGAAGAAGCUCUUGAGAGCAAAAGACGGGAUAUGGCUGUACUUGAGGCAAAUGGUGGCAUCUGGCCUGGAGUUAGAACUCCUAGCCAUGCACUCUUUCUUUGGGCCAGUGGCGCCGAACUCACUACAAUUCUGGAAGCGGAUCACAUGCCAAACAAAUACGUGUCCAAGGAACUAAGGAAUCGCCUUGCAAAAGUUAUUCCAGGCUUAAGGCCAUGGGAGGUUCUGAGUGUGGAACAAGCUAUGGACACAAUAACAUACAACGGGGAAUGGUAUCGUGAACCUCUAGGAUCCUAUGCAACAGGUCCUCCAUAUAUAAGAGAGUGGAACAGGGAAGUAAAGAGAAUGCUUAGAAUCUUUCGCAAGCUGAGCAUCAGAGUGUGUAACAAGCUGGAGCGUACCAUCCCUGGAUUUGAUUUGGUCAUGGAUAAAGUGCGGGCUGACACUGCUGCAAAGGAGGCUCGGAGAAAAGAAACGAGGGAAGCACGUAAAAAAGAUUUUGAAGCACGUAAGGAAGCUUUUGCUGAGGCUGCCAUGCGAAGGUCUAACACUGGUAUCUAACCUUGGUUCUAGAACUGUGCUGCUUCAUUGCUCGAGGGUUUUAAUACGGAGCUCAUCAUGAUCUACAGUCGUCAAACAUUUUUUUUUUUGUAUUCAUAAUUAGGUAAACGUGUCAUUAGAGAUUGUAUUUAAAUUUUCAUGAAUAUCUUAACAGAUAUCUGUUUUGGCUUUAUUCUUUGUAAUAUUCAUAGAGGAAUUUUUAGGUUGGUCAGCCUUAUUCU